AUGGGGUACAAAACUCUGUGCUUUGGACUGACUUGUAUUCUUUUUGCUUUUUAUAUUUAUACGCCAAUGCCAGAAAACAUUGAAGAACCAUGGAAAAUAAGGAUCGUGGAUGCUGCUAUAAAAACUACUUCACUUAUGGCUAUGAUAUUGGAAAAAAUAGGCCUUAAAAGCUUUGAAACAUUGUAUGCCACAUUAAUAAAACUGGACUAUACACAACCAAUUUCAGAUGAAAAUGUUACAGUGAUGGAUACAACAUUUAGUGAUAUUCCAGUACGUUUGUACUUGCCAAAGAGGAAGAGAGAAAGCCAGAGACCAGCUGUAAUUUAUAUUCAUGGUGGUGCCUUUGUCUUAGGAAGUUACAAGCAUACACCUAUGGACCUCCUGAAUAGAUGGACGGCAAACAAAGUCGAUGCUGUUGUUGUUGGAGUGGACCCUAGACUAGCUCCUCAAUAUCCAUUUCCAGCUUCCUAUGAGGAUGUUGUUUCUGUGGUCAAAUUCUUUCUACAGGAUAAAAUCCUUGCAAAAUAUGGAGCGGACCCCAAUCGAGUUUGUAUUUCAGGUGAUAGUUCUGGGGGUACACUUGUAGCAGGAGUGACUCAACUGAUACAGAAUGAUCCAGAAUUAAAAAAUAAACUGAAAGCACAAGCUUUAAUUUACCCUGGCUUACAGCUAGUUGAUGUCUCUGUGCCAUCUCACCGAGAAUAUGAGCAUGGUCCACUUCUGCCAUGGAAAGUGGCAAUCAAACUUGCAUGCCUAUAUUUCACCCAGGAUAGAGCAAUCCCCCAGGCAAUGAUGAAAAAUCAACACAUGCCUCAUGGAUCAAUGCAUCUGUUCAAGUUGGUAAACUGGAGCACCUUCCUUCCUGAAGAGUACAAGAAAAACCAUGUAUAUACUGAACCAAUUCUUGGAAGACUUAAUCCUUCAUAUUCAAUACUUUUGGAUACUAGGUUAUCACCCUUGGCAGUCAAUGAUUCCCAGUUGCAAAAUCUGCCCUUAACUUACAUCCUCACCUGUCAACAUGAUAUUCUAAGAGAUGAUGGACUUAUGUAUGUCUCACGACUUCGAAAUGUUGGAGUUAAAGUUUUUCAUGACCAUAUGGAGGAUGGAAUCCAUGGAGCUUUAUCAUUCAUGGCCUCACCAAUUUACUUAAAACUAGGCAUUAGAAUAAAAGAUAAGUAUAUUAAUUGGCUAGAAGAAAAUCUGUAA
This is a messenger RNA of Budorcas taxicolor (takin), 1206 nucleotides long. RefSeq names its product arylacetamide deacetylase-like 2. The coding region runs from base 1 to 1206 and encodes 401 amino acids. The transcript has 5 exons. The record is from RefSeq and is a predicted model, not a curated record. Gene Ontology annotation, molecular function: carboxylic ester hydrolase activity. NCBI's taxonomy places the organism in Eukaryota, Metazoa, Chordata, Mammalia, Artiodactyla, Bovidae. Gene Ontology annotation, cellular component: membrane.